Messenger RNA from Hypoxylon fragiforme, 774 nucleotides. RefSeq names its product glycoside hydrolase family 75 protein. The record is from RefSeq and is a predicted model, not a curated record. Lineage: Eukaryota; Fungi; Ascomycota; Sordariomycetes; Xylariales; Hypoxylaceae. Gene Ontology annotation, molecular function: chitosanase activity. The coding region runs from base 1 to 774 and encodes 257 amino acids. The transcript has 3 exons.
AUGUUUCCCUUAACUCUCACUUAUUUAUGGCUAUUGUUCCUAGGCCAGUCCCAAGCUCGGAACAUACCUGCUAACGUCCAAGAAUUAUACGACUCGGUAGUAGCACAGGGAUCCUGCAAGAAACCGCUGCAGACGGGCUUCUAUGACAUGCCUCGCAGCAACGACAACAGCUUCGUCUACUGUGGCGACCACCUCGAGGACUACGGCAUCAUCUACCUGCAGGGCAGCCACGGGAAGUUGGCAAACAUGGACGUGGACUGUGACGGGGCCAUCACGCAGAACGAUGAUGGAAGGUGCGGCAACGCGCACUCGACUCGGAGCACAACGGCCAUGCGGCGGUUUGUCUCUGCGUACGAGAACGGCGUCGUGGACCUGAACCCUUUCGUACAUGACUACGUCGUCUUCGGGAAUACGGGCGACAGCCCUGGCUGGUCCACUUUCGACCCUCGCGACUAUGGCAUGCUACCCCUGAGCGUGAUGGCGGUCGUGUGCAAUAAUAGUGUGGUCUAUGGAAUCUGGGGAGACACGAACAGCGACGAUGGGGUGAACCCUCGCAUAGGAGAAUCGUCAAUUUCUAUUGCGACUCUCUGUUUUGGGACAGACACGGACGGCGAGGCCGGGUACGACAAGGCGGAUAUUCUGUACAUAGGUUUCGUGGGUACCGAAGCAGUGCCAGGCACGAGCGCUAAGUGGCAGGCGGUAGACGAAAACGAAUUCCAGGAAAGUAUUCGUGGGCUGGGCGAUACACUCAUACAACGCAUUGGCAGGCCGUGA